UGAACUCGUACUGCAGAGAUUACAGCGACAUAAACGUUUUAAACACGGCCUUAGGGGAAAUAAUGUGGACUACUUCCGGUUCCUGGGUGUGUUUAGAGGUUUUAGUGUGAAGAACAGGAGGUACUUUAUGGACUGAAGAAGCUCCUGUGUGAAGUUAAUGUCACUGAAAAUGCUGGUGUGCAGAGUGCUGAGUUUGUGUUUCAUGCUGAUUUUUGUGGAUUUGAUCUCACAUCCUGCAGCAGCUCAGUCCUGUGAAGGUCGCUGUGGUGAAAGGUCGGCGUCCUGUUCCUGCCACCCGACAUGCGAGACCUUACUGAACUGCUGCCCAGACGUGAAACAGUUCUGCCUUGACAUCUCGCCUCACUCUGGUUCUCUUCUCGGAGGAACCGACUUUAAACUGCUUCAUGUCAAAUUCGCCAAGAACGUCACCCUCACCUGCAGGUUUAAGAAUGAGAUCAUAACUCAGGGCUACGUGGAUGAGGAUGGUGUGGGUCACUGUAUCUCGCCCCUGCUGUUCGAAUCCGGUUGGAUCCCGUUUAAGGUAUCCACCGAUGGACAGAACUAUAACCGAGCCGGUCGAUGGCUCUCAGUGCACCACAGUAAGCUGAGUCCGGAGAACAAGCUCCUCCUGGAGAACGGGACCCAGUGGCAGUAUUACGGUACGCCGGGCGUCGGUGGAGUUCUGACGAUGGAGUGGAAUUCGUCUCUGAUUAAAGCCGACGGAGUAAACGUUGAGCUGUGGGGCUAUGACGAGUUCGGAGAGCCGUAUUCUGAUCAGUGGACGGCCGAGUGGAAAUAUCUGUACUCAGUAGGCAGGAAUGUGACCAAUAACGGGGUGUUCAGCUUCGUCCCGAGGCCCACUGAGAUGCCGCUGGCGCAGUGGCACAUGGGCAGCAUGAGGGUCAGUCCGAGCACCGAACCUGACGGCACGUGGAACGUGAACGCUCUGUGGACUGGAGAUCAUGCUCUGGCGUAUCACCUGGAGGAGGCCUUCAGAAAAAAUUCAGCAGCUUGGGCUCUGGAGAAAUGUCUGAAGUGGGAUCAGGAGGAAAAGAUGAUGCCCAGUUUCCUGCCUGAGAUCAUCGAUUGCCCCUGCACGCUGGCGCAGGCCCGAGCCGACACUGGCAGAUUCCAUACGGACUACGGAUGUGAUAUUGAGAAAGGCAGUAAAUGCACUUAUCACCCAGGAGCUGUGCACUGCGUUCGAGCUAUUCAGGGCAGCCCGAAGUACGCAGCAGGUCAGCAGUGUUGUUACGACAAAACCGGAGCUCAGGUUCUCACCGGCGACUCGAUCGGCGGAAGUACCCCAGACCGAGGGCACGACUGGGGGUCACCGCCGUAUAAAAAGCCCCCCAAAGUGCCAGGAUUCUCCCACUGGAAAUACGACGUGAUCACGUUCUACUACUGCUGCCUGUGGUCAGAUAACUGCGACUAUUAUUUCACACAUCGUCCCUCCAGCGACUGCAGGACGUACCGCCCUCCUAAAGCAGCCUCGGUGCUCGGGGAUCCUCACGUCAUCACGUUUGACGGUUCCACGUUUACCUUUAAUGGUAAAGGAGAAUACGUUCUGCUUCAUUCACCAGAGCACCAGCUGAUGGUGCAGGGCAGAACUGAGCCAAUGAAGUCAGAGAAUGGCUCCGUCGUCAUGGCGACCCGUCUCUCCUCGGUGGCGAUGAAGGAAAAGGUCUCGGACGUCAUCGAGGUGCGUCUCGCGGAUAAACCGGACCACCUGCAGGUCUUACAGAACCAGCAGGCGCUAAGUUUCUCCGAACAGAACUGGCUGGAUCUUGAAGGUGUGUACGUGUUCUCAGCAGUACCCCAGAAUGUCACGGUCAUGUUCCCCUCAGGCGCAGGACUCGAGGUCAGAGGUAGCGGAGGGGUCGUGACCCUGACCGUUUUACUGCCAGGGGAGUUCAUGGAGCAGACGCAGGGCCUCCUGGGGAAGAUGAACGACGAUCCCGAAGACGAUCUGACCUCCAGCGACGGAACAGUCGUAGGGGUAGACAGCAGCCCUCAGGACAUUUUCACUUUCGGAGCAGGAUGGGCCGUUACAAACGAGUCCUCUCUUUUCACCUACGACUCGGAGCACCUCCUAAACGAGUACCGUUUCUCCCCGAAGCACGAUCCGUCGUUCGUCCCGCAGUUCUCGGUGAGCGAAGACCCUUCCGACCCGCUCCUGAGUCCUACGUUGAAGAUGUGUGUAGGACACGGAGCUCAGUUCUGUAAAUACGACACGCUAAGCACACGCAGUCUGGAGCUGGGCAACAACACGCUGCACGCCGUCCGCACUCACGCAGCCACGGUGCAGGACCUACAGCCUGUGGUGUCCUGUGGCUGGCUGCAGCCACCCAAGCAUGGGGGAAAAGAAGGAACGGUGUAUUUGAAGGGGGCAAACGUCAGAUUCUCCUGUAACCAUGGUUACCGUCUUCACGGCUCACGGGAGCGGGUGUGUCAGGAGGACGGACGGUGGUCAGGAGAGGACACGCACUGUGUUUCAGAUGACACUUUGGGAAUCGUGUUGGGCAGCGUCGGUGCCCUCCUCACCCUGGUCGUCAUGGUGAUCGCGAUCGUCCACUACAACCGGAAACAGAAGAGGGAAAGAACAAAGGAGAGAGAAAACAAGGUGGUUUAUCAGCCCGACCCUACAAAUCUGUGACACCCUUCAGCUGCUGCCUCAUCGCUCUGUUGUACUGUGUGACUUCCAUGUCAUCUACAUUACAACAGUACAAGCAACGUGUCAUAAAACCUCCUGGAUUCAAUUUUCUUUUUUUUUUUUUGCACCGUCAGUUCCGUUCAGCAGCCACGUGUUUAAGCUUAAUUUAAACUGUUGAUUAGUUUUCUCCCUGGUGCUAAUUUGAUCACAGCCCCUUGAGGGUUAACUUUACUCAUGAUUCAACCUUCCUGCUUUAUUUCAAGUCUAGUUUUGUGUCUGAAGGAUGUUUAUAUUUAAAUCGUAUUAAGAAACAAUCGGGGAUGGACGAGAUACCCGAACGAGGUUCUGACCUUUAAACGGAACCUUAAAAGUAUUUAUGUCAAGGAAGUUCCUUAUGCUCAGAAUCAGGUCCUGUACAUGCUUAAAGUCGUUUAAAGGCGGGGUCUCCGAUUUUUGAGAAAUGCUUCAGAAAAAUCAAAACAAAAACAAAAUAAACGUGUAGCCAAUGAGCAGAAAGGGGCGGGGCUUGUCGAUAUGGGCGGAGAGAGUGUUCAGUGCGCGUGUGUGACGUUAGCAGAAAGCGGUUUUAACAUCGACAUGGAGGAUAAAAACAAAGAAAGAAAGAGAAGAAAGACUUACGAUAAGGACAAGAAGUAGGACGUGUUAAUAUAGGAUCAGCUUUCCAGCGCUGGAGAGAACUGAAGGAGCAGGAAGUCGGCCAUAUAUUCACAGGUUGGAGUUUCCCGAGUCAAUAACUCCUGAGCUAAACGCUGUUACUACACAAAUAACACCUCUUUUCUAUCGUAGUAAUGUAGAGAGGCAGCUACAACCGCGUUUUGUGUAGUAACAGCGUUUAGCUCAGGAGUUAUCGACUCGGGAAACUCCGACCUGUGAAUAUGUGGCCGACUUUACUUAAGACGCCAAGGUGCUUUUUUCCUUCUCGAUAGGUGAGUAACGUUGGUUUUGCUUUGUUACACAGAACUAAUAUAUGCCUUUGUCCUUUACAUGAUUAUGCUUGUGUGGCAUUUUUGCUUGUUUGUUUAUCUACAAUCGUAUUGUUCUUCCCUUCAGCUAUGAUAAAGACACGUUUCUUUCCGUUAGUCGCCUGGGUUACGUAUGUAUGUGUGGGCGGAGCUAUCGAUACAGGGGUGGGACCCGUUUGGGUUAGGGGCGUGUUUGUUUUGGUGAUUUCAAAUGUCGACAUUGGCUUUCAAAAAUCGGAGACCCCACCUUUAAAGUUACGCUACACUUUCCCUUUCAUCGACUUCCAUUCGUAUUCAUGCGAACGCUGGAGACCGGAAACGCAAGUGUUCACCUUAGCUCCAGAACCCUGACACAUUAGCGUCUAAUCUCUAACACUGAGGAAGCAAAUAUUGUAACUGCCUUAUGAUCAGAUAGUUAUUUUAGCAGACUAGCUUACUGCUAACGAGGAGAAAAUCUGCUUAAGCAAUGGCAUGGCUUGCGAUGUCAAAUCCGGUCGCCGCCAUAUUCGCCGCGGCUUCUGAAGAAAUGCCUCACGAUGGAAGUCUAGUGUAACGGCACCUCGAGUAAAUUUAUAACAGGAUUUGAUUUCAAUCGAGAAUUGUUUUUAAUUCUUUUUAAAAAAAGAAAUGUUAAACAAAUAACUUUGUGGUUGUGGUCUCGGCUCAUUACGAGAAAUCACAGUCGAAUGGAAACGAUGACAUUUUGAAAUAAAACUCUGAGAUUUGUGAAGAUUUACAAUAAAUGUUGAUGACUGAU
Messenger RNA from Tachysurus fulvidraco (yellow catfish), 4393 nucleotides. RefSeq names its product sushi domain containing 2 (gene susd2). Bases 158 to 2656 code for a protein of 832 amino acids. NCBI's taxonomy places the organism in Eukaryota, Metazoa, Chordata, Actinopteri, Siluriformes, Bagridae. The transcript is spliced from 15 exons. The record is from RefSeq and is a predicted model, not a curated record.